AUGGCUAGUACCGACCUCAUUGCUCCUAUCAUCGUGGCCAUCAUCAGUCUGAUUGGCUCUUGUCUCAGUGUUCUCCUGAGCUGGCACAGUCAAAAGAAAUCCCUCGAAAAGUCUUCGGACCUGUUAAAAGAACAAGACAUUCAGACUAGAAAGCUCGAAGAAAUGAAGAGCUCUCAGGCUAUGGAGCUCGAACGAGUGAGGAGCUCCCAGACUACAGACCUCGAACAACUCAAGAGCUCUCAGACUACAAGCCUUGAACAACUCAAGAACCAGUGGGCUGCGGACAUGAAAAAAUUCGAGUCUGAACUCGCACGUAUGGAGAUCGUAUCCAACUUAACGGACAAAUAUAGCCAGCCACUCAUCAUGGCAGCAUAUGAUUUGCAGCAGCGACUGUUCGACUUGGUCGAGUACCCUAUUAGCCGGCAGCAUCUCGAGAAACCUGAAGGCCUCCAGGACUUGAAGAAAUUUACAUGCUAUCUCCUCGCGCGGUACUUGGUUGCUGUUCAUAUCAUGCGCACUAAUACUGGAUACCUGUCUUUUUCUACAAAGCCUGAAGAAAAAGCGUUGCGCAAGAUCAUGUAUCUGAUUGAUGAGGAGCUGGACCGACGGCGAACGCGAUGUCCGGAUUCCAAAAAUAUUGGCGUAUGGCCUGCAGCUCGGAUUUUGAUAUCUGAGCGGAUGAUUAUCGGCAGGAGCGAGGUGAACAGUGCGCUGGACGGAGGCUUUGGAUACAACAUCAAAGGACUUGAUAGGUUCCUCGAUGAAUGGGACGAAAAAUUCAAAGAACCGAUGGGGUAUUUCUGCGAAACAAUCGACAUGAUGGUAGAGGAUCGAAUCAGGGUUGUACAUUGGUGCGAUUGUGCUUUGCGAGUCUUGCAGCACCUUCUCGUCGAUCUCGUCAAACGCUUAGAUUUGGAGAAGGCGUAUGUUACAGAUGAACCCAACGACAUGAAAUGCGAAAAGUCAAUGAGGGGCUGUGACUGCGACAGAGACGGUUGCGGAAGUGGCGAGAAUUUGGAUCGUACUCUACUGGAUCGUCAAAACAGUCGAUGGAAUGAUCCAGGUCUAUGGACUAAAACGGGACUCAAUCGGGCCAAGUAUACGGAUAAUUUCAAAAACUAUGAUCCCAAUUCGGCCAAGGAUUAUUCUGUAGAGGAGCUGAAGGAGAUGACGCAUCGCAUCGAAAUAGAUUAA
Molecule: messenger RNA, 1194 nt
Organism: Alternaria arborescens
Lineage: Eukaryota; Fungi; Ascomycota; Dothideomycetes; Pleosporales; Pleosporaceae
Exons: 1
Coding region: 1-1194 (397 amino acids)
Source: RefSeq, a predicted model, not a curated record